GCGUGGGAGAAUGAUUCGAAGAGCAUGCCAGAUGAGGAAAACAUAUAUUCUAGGAGAUGUACUGAAAAGCAAUCCGCAUAAACCAGCUGGACCUUUGUGGUGAAAUUGAUACACUGGAGCUCGAGGCAACGGUGGAGAGACAACGAGUGCUGGUAGUUGAGCUUUGCAGGUAGGGAUUUUGUGCUCCGCUGGACCAUCCCACCACCUUUCAACACUACUCACCCCUCUGCUCCGCUGGUAUAUGUGGCAUCAAAGUUCUUGGCGAGAAGUUGGAUCUUUUUUCGAUUUUGGAUUCGGGUCUGAACAUUUUGACUGCGCCUCUUGUACCCGAUUCAACACCACUCUCAAUCAUUCUCCGACCUAAAACUAUACUCAAUUGAACUUGCACACUAUCACAAUGGGUUUCACUGAUCUGGUUUCCGAUGGUGGCCUUCAGCUCCUGAACAGCUGGCUCACCACCCGAUCUUAUAUCUCUGGCUACACUCCCUCUCAAGCCGAUGUUGUUACAUUCAAGGCUAUCAAGGAGACCCCCGCAGUCGAGAAAUACCCUCAUGCCUACCGCUGGUAUAACCAUGUCAAGUCCUACGAGGCUGACUUUUCCACUCUUCCCGGCGACCCGUCCAAGCCAUUCACCACCUAUGGCCCUGAAGCCGUCGCUGUGACACAAAACCCCAAGGAUGCCCCCGAAGCUGAUGAUGACGACGAGGUCGAUCUAUUCGGCUCGGAGGAAGAGGAAGAAGACCCAGAGGUUGUUGCUGAGCGUGAGAAGAGAUUGGCAGACUACAAGAAGAAGAAGGAAGGCAAGGCGAAGCCAGCAGCCAAGUCUAUUGUCACACUGGAUGUCAAGCCUUGGGAUGAUGAGACCGAUAUGGACCAGCUGACUAAAAAUGUGUUGGCCAUCGAGAUGGAGGGUCUUGUUUGGGGUGGCCACAAGUUGGUGGCAGUCGGUUUCGGUAUCAAGAAGCUGCAGAUCAACUUGGUGGUCGAGGACGAGAAGGUGUCUUUGGAAGAUCUAGCACAGCAGAUUGAGGAGGAUGAGGACCACGUCCAGUCCACCGAUGUGGUUGCCAUGCAGAAGCUGUAGACGGCUUAAAAACCAUUCGACGCAGUGCAGUGGAACAUGACUGUCGUGCAGGGACCAGACCUGUUAUCUGGCGUGUGGAUGCAGCCUUGCAUGUCAGGCUGGCUGGUGUCCAUGUGUUGGUAGAGCAUGUCUUGACUGCACAAUGAGCAAUUUCACGAUAGACGAGAUGAAAUGAUAAAAGUCGCACAGCUUGCAGA
This is a messenger RNA of Exophiala mesophila, 1281 nucleotides long. RefSeq lists its product as uncharacterized. The coding region runs from base 398 to 1084 and encodes 228 amino acids. The record is from RefSeq and is a predicted model, not a curated record. Gene Ontology annotation, cellular component: cytosol; eukaryotic translation elongation factor 1 complex. NCBI's taxonomy places the organism in Eukaryota, Fungi, Ascomycota, Eurotiomycetes, Chaetothyriales, Herpotrichiellaceae. Gene Ontology annotation, biological process: translational elongation. The transcript has 3 exons. Gene Ontology annotation, molecular function: guanyl-nucleotide exchange factor activity; translation elongation factor activity.